CAAUUUAAUUAUUAUACAACCGUACAAAAUAAUUUUAAUCAUAUUAUGUAAUAAAGACCCCAUGAUUUUCACACGCUAAAGAUUUCAUCUUGCAAUUCUUGCUUUUUGUUUAAUCUUAUUCAAUUUCCCAUCAUAUAAAGCUUCGUCAAUGUUGUAUUAUUGUUGAUUUCUUUUUGAUACAAAAAUUAAAAUUUCCAGAAAUAUUCAUUAGUAGCAGAGCUUGAAGAUGAACGCUGAAUCAGUUACAGAGUUUCUGGGGGGAGUUCCACUGCUUCAGCGGCUACCCAGUUCAUCUCUCAAGAAAAUUGCUGAGGUCGUUAAAGUCAAGCAUUAUGACAGUGGAGAGUAUGUUAUUCGUAGUGGAGAAAGUGGAGAUGAUGUGUAUUUUGUUUGGGAAGGAGAAGCUGAAGUUUGUGGACUCGCUGAGGAAGAAAUUCGUCCAGAGUUCUUGUUAAAACGUUAUGACUAUUUUGGCAAUGGUGCCCCAACAUCUGAAAAACAGGCAGAUGUGAUUGCAUCAUCCAAGUUGACCUGUUUGGUGCUACCUUCUGACCAUUGUAAUUUGCUGCGGCCAAAGUCAAUCUGGAAUGCUAAUGCUGGAAAAGAGACCUGUGCACCUGUAGAGAGCAUAUUACAUUUGGAUCCUAUUGAAGUAAACCUAUUUCAAGGGAUUACCUUGCCUGAAGCUCCAAAAUUUGGAAAAGUUUUUGGAGGACAGUUUAUUGGCCAGGCUGUGGCUGCAGCAUCAAAGACUGUUGAUUGUUUAAAAAUUGUCCAUCAUUUGCAGGCUUAUUUCCUUCUUGUUGGAGACUAUGAUAUUCCAAUCAUAUAUGAGGUUCAUCGCCUCCGUGAUGGGAAAAGCUUUUCCAGCCGAAGAGUAGAUGCUAUACAAAAAGGAACUAUUGUGUUCACCUUGCUUGCGUCAUUUCAAAAAGAAGAAUCAGGGUUUGAGCACCAGGAUGCAGUUAUGCCCUUGGUACCAGCUCCAGAUACGCUAUUAUCAUUGGAAGAGCUACGUGAAAAGCGUAUUAUUGAUCCUCGACUCCCCAGGACCUACCGCAACAAAGUGGCCAUGUCAGAGAUUACUCCUUGGCCCAUAGAGAUUCGGUUUUGUGAUCCAAAUACUUUUACGAAUCAGACGAAAUCCCCUGCAAAAUUGAGGUAUUGGUUCAGGGCCAAAGGAAUUUUGUCAGAUGACCAGGCUUUGCAUAGAUGUGUGGUGGCUUAUGCUUCGGAUCUGUUGUUUAUUGAAGUCAGCUCAAAUCCUCAUCGUGACAGGGGUCUGAAGAUCAGUGUUCUAAGCUUGAAUCAUACGAUGUGGUUCCAUAGACCCGUAAAAGCUGAUGAUUGGCUGUUAUUUGUGAUGGAGAGUCCAUCUGCUCAUUCUGCACGAGGAUUAGUUGCAGGUCGAAUGUUCAAUAGGAAGGGAGAGCUUGUUGUAUCGCUGGCUCAAGAAGGUCUACUUAGAGUGGCCAGAACUCCAGGCAGAGCGCUCAGAGCCAGAUAUUGAAGCUCACAGACAAACUCUUGCUAUGAUAUCUUGCCUGUAAAUAUAUAGCAUGCAAAGGAAACAACCAUGGUUUCAUAAGAAACGUUAUUCAACUAGGCAAUUGUUAUAACACGCACAUGAUUAUUGCUUGUCUCAUAAUUUUUUUAGUGCAACAAUACUUUAGUCUUGCACUUAACUAAUCCAUUGGUUUGUAUCAUGGUAUGAAUGUAUGAUAUACUCAAAUACAAGUAAUUUUUUUGUACAAUAUAUCAUAUCAUCAAGCUUGUGUAAGAUUUGAAUUGCUUGCCCAUGACUUCACAUGUGGCCAACUCUCACUCGUCCAAAGUGUUGAAAUUUGUAUGCAAGUUAAUGGGUUGGAAAAUCUAAUAGACUAAAGGUCUAUUCUUUUCAA
Molecule: messenger RNA, 1901 nt
Organism: Chenopodium quinoa (quinoa)
Lineage: Eukaryota; Viridiplantae; Streptophyta; Magnoliopsida; Caryophyllales; Amaranthaceae
Product: acyl-CoA thioesterase 2-like
Exons: 17
Coding region: 227-1510 (427 amino acids)
Biological process (GO): acyl-CoA metabolic process; fatty acid catabolic process
Molecular function (GO): fatty acyl-CoA hydrolase activity
Source: RefSeq, a predicted model, not a curated record